AUGGCGCCCAGAGCAACGCUCUCCUACCCGCGUGCACGUCGUGGGCCGGAUGUUGAGGAUCACUUCGGCACACGCGUGGCGGAUCCCUAUCGAUGGCUUGAAGACCCCGAGAGCGACGAAACGAAGGCGUUUGUAGCUGCUCAGAAUGAAGUGUCGGAGAGUUACUUGGACACACCGGUUCGAAAGCAAAUCCUCAAGGCUCUCACGAAGUUUCAGGAUUACCCGAAGUUCGGGACCCCGUUCAAAGAAGGCAGUUUCUGGUACUCCUGGAGGAACUCGGGCCUGCAGAAUCAAUCCCUUCUGCACCGACAUGCUGACAAAAAAGGCGAAAACACUGAAGUGUUUCUCGAUCCAAACCUCUGGACUGAAGACGGUACUGCAACUGUGGGAUCGGUCAAGUUUACGGACGACGGCUCUUUGAUGGCCUACACCCGCGGGGAUAAAGGAAGCGACUGGCGCACAAUUUAUAUUAUGGACACCAGCACAGGCAGCCAUCUAGGAGAUCGUCUGCAGCACGCCAAGUUCACGAGUUUACAGUGGGUUGGCAAUACUCACUUGCUCUACAAUAGAUACGAUGUUCCGGAGGGCGCAGAUGCAAAUGGCAUGGAGAAUACGCAGAAUGAGUAUCAAAAGUUGUACUGCCAUGAGGUGGGCACUCCACAGGCGCAGGACGUCUUGGUGCUCGAGUUCCCGAGUGAACCUACGUGGAUGGCUUCCGUGGAUGUGACGGAUGAUGGGAAGUUUAUCGUCGCCGGCAUUUCGCGAAGUUGCGAGCCUACAAACAAAUUGUGGAUCGCUGCACUGCCUGGCGCGGGUUCGCCUACCUCGGCCUUCGCAGAUUUGCAAUGGGUAAAGGUCGCCGACGACUUCGAGGCCGGUUUUGAGUAUGUGGCCAACGAUGGCACCGUUUUUCUCCUCACUACAAAUCGCGACGCCCCCAAGAAUAAGAUAGUUAAAAUGGAUAUUGCAAAACCAGACGCUCCAAUGGUUGACGUCGUUCCGGAAGCAAAGGCGGUUUUGCAAGAGGUGCUUGUAAUAGCGCAGGAUAAAAUGGUACUCCACUACAACGAGGAUGUGAAAUCGAAGCUUUACGUCUAUCAGUUGAGUGGCGCGUUCAUACAUGCACUUGAAUUACCCGUGGGCUCCGUCUCAGAAAUGUCAGGAGAGAGGAAAUACGAUCACUUUCUCUUCAGCAUCACCAGCUUUGACACCCCCAAAGUGAUAUAUGACGUUGAUGUUAGCGGGGGCACUUAUGACGUUUCCGUCCUUCGACGCACUAAUAUAGAUGGCCUGCCGCUGGAAAACCUUGAAGUCACGCAGGAAUUCUACACGAGCAAAGACGGGACGAAUAUUCCCAUGUUUUUGAUGCGGCAGAAGGGAGUGGAUCCGCGCCCCCAGCCAAUGCUGCUCUACGGAUACGGCGGGUUCAACAUUUCCUUGACCCCGUACUUCUCCCUCGCAUUUGCCCUCUCCGCGCUCUACUUGGGAUUGGGUCUGGCCGUCCCCAAUAUAAGAGGAGGAGGCGAAUAUGGCAUUGAUUGGUAUAAAGCAGCAGUGAAAGCGAGCAAACAAGUCAGCUACGAUGAUUUCCAAAGUGCAGCGGAGUAUUUGUUUGCCAAAGGCUACUCAAGUCCCGACCAGCUAGCCAUAAUGGGAGGCUCCAACGGUGGGCUUCUCGUGGGUGCAUGCGCAAACCAACGCCCUGACCUGUUUAAAGCCGUGGUUGCGAAGGUGGGAGUCAUGGAUCUUCUACGCUUUAACAAGUUCACCAUUGGUCAUGCCUGGGUAAGCGACUACGGCGACCCUGACAAAGAGGAAGAUUUCAAGCAUAUUUACAAGAUCUCGCCGCUUCACAACAUCAACCCUGAUGUCGUGCAGAGCAACGUGCAGCCAGCUGUUUUGGUGAUGACAGCUGACCACGACGACCGGGUCUCUCCAUUCCACUCUUUGAAGUAUAUUGCUGAGUUGCAGUGUGCAGCGGGGUACUCUUCUCCUGCAUCUACCCCUUUGAUUGCCCACAUUGACACAAAAGCAGGUCAUGGUGGAGGCAAGCCUCUGAUGAAGGUCCUAGAAGAACAAGCACAGACGUACGGAUUCAUCGCUUCAGUCUUGGGGCUGAAAUGGAGUGGCCCGGAGGUGGAAAAGAGCGAUUAA
This is a messenger RNA of Eimeria acervulina, 2154 nucleotides long. Its product is annotated as prolyl endopeptidase, putative. The transcript is spliced from 16 exons. The coding region runs from base 1 to 2154 and encodes 717 amino acids. Gene Ontology annotation, cellular component: cytosol. Gene Ontology annotation, molecular function: serine-type endopeptidase activity; oligopeptidase activity. Lineage: Eukaryota; Apicomplexa; Conoidasida; Eucoccidiorida; Eimeriidae. The record is from RefSeq and is a predicted model, not a curated record. Gene Ontology annotation, biological process: proteolysis.